GAUGAGAAAGAACCAGACAAAUUCAGCAAUGGAGUCUUCUUCUUCAAUCAUCGCAGCAGCAACAGCAGCCUCUGCAACUCACCAAGGGCUUCAUCGCGUCUUCGUCUAUGGCAGCCUAUUGGCCGAUGAUGUCGUUCGUGUUUUGCUCCAUCGCAUUCCCCAUUCAUCUCCUGCCAUCCUCAAUGGCUACCACAGAUUUAGUAUCAAAGGACGUGUUUAUCCUGCAAUCAUACCUGUAGAGAAUAAGCAAGUUGCAGGAAAGGUUCUCUUGGAUUUAACAAAUCGUGAAUUAGACAUCUUGGAUGCGUUUGAAGAUUUCGAAUACGAGAGACAUACAGUUGAGGUUUCAUUAGCGGACAAGUUUGAGAAAUUACAGACUUAUGCAUAUGUUUGGGCAAACAGAGAAGACCCUUACUUAUAUGGAUCCUGGGAUUUUGAGGAAUGGACGAAAGUACAUAAAGAUGAUUUCAUGAAGAUGAGUUCGGGUUUCAUGGAAGAAUUGGAGCUUCCUGAAUCUAAGCCAAGAGUUGAAACCUAUGAAACGUUCUUCCAACAGAAUGGCGGAAAAGGGUUAUGAAGAUUGAGCUUGGGUUUUAGUUAUAACUGUUUACAUAUCAAAUAAGAUUGGGGGAUGUGUAAAGCUACUACAAUUUGUUGGCUAUUCUUUAUUAGUCCUGCUUGUGCUGAAAAUAAUGUUUUCAGGAAUUCUAUUUAUCAAAAUGAUAAUCAAUGUUGACAAGCAAGCAGU
Messenger RNA from Impatiens glandulifera, 748 nucleotides. RefSeq names its product AIG2-like protein D. The coding region runs from base 2 to 577 and encodes 191 amino acids. The transcript has 5 exons. NCBI's taxonomy places the organism in Eukaryota, Viridiplantae, Streptophyta, Magnoliopsida, Ericales, Balsaminaceae. The record is from RefSeq and is a predicted model, not a curated record.